Molecule: messenger RNA, 2955 nt
Organism: Oryza sativa Japonica Group (Japanese rice)
Lineage: Eukaryota; Viridiplantae; Streptophyta; Magnoliopsida; Poales; Poaceae
Product: ankyrin repeat-containing protein At5g02620
Cellular component (GO): plasma membrane
Molecular function (GO): protein binding
Source: RefSeq, a predicted model, not a curated record
UCGCACAAAUAUUCCCUCGAGGGAAAAAAAAUCAAGAGCAAAGAGACCAACCAAACGUGUGUGGCCUCCUCCUCCGUUCCGUUUCGCAGUCGUCGUCGUCGUCUCCGAUGAUGAUAAGCUGCGACUGCGAGAUGGUGGUGGAAGAGCACUGGGAAUCAACCUAACCAGCAGCAGCAGCAGCCACAGCAGUGAGCUUCUUCCAGGCCACAGAAAGAGAGAGAGAGAGGGGACCAACUGAAAAGAGAGAGAAGCUAGAAGGAGAGGAGUCCAAACUUCCAAGACACCCACUACUGCUGCUACUGUGUUCGUGUUCCUCUCUUGGCCUCUCUCUUGGUUCGUGUUCCUUCCUUCUUUCUUUGCGAGAAAGAAAGAUGGGAUUCUGGGAGCGCUAGGUUUUCCUGCUCAUCUGAUUCUUGGUUCUACAUCCAGUUCUUGGGUGUGUUUUUCUUUUCCUUUUUCUCCAUGCGCUUCUUGUGUUUGAGAAGUGGUCGGUAAUCUCGAGGGAAGUACGGAGCCACGCGGUUCCAAAAUCUCCCGUCUUGGCCUGGUUCCUGUUGACGCGGCAGAUGAUUUUCACGGAGAAAUUUGAGAGCUUCCCGUAGUUUGAUGUUCCAAGCAGCCAAACCUAAGGAGCUCCAGUGGUGAGGAGAGGGGGGCAAGAUCAAAUCUCGGUGCAUAUUUCUGCAAUCCGAAGACUGUGAUAUUUUGCAACAACCAGAGCUGAAUUUGCCAAAGUGGAGGCAGUAUUGGGUUCUUAGACUUCUCAGGGACAAGAUCUUGCAUUGGACUUGAAAUUCACAACACCAUCGAACUGAAAGAACAGUAGUUUGUUGGAUUUGGGGGAUGGAGAGGCAAUCCAGCAGCCGGCUCGGCGCUCUGGAGAAGCUGAAGAGCUUCCGGGGGAUAGAGAAGCAGAGAAGCUUCAAGUUCCUGUCCAUGGAGAAGCAGCAGAGCUUCAAGAGGAACAAGGACAGCCCUGGGAAGAGGGGUGACACCGAGCUCCACCUUGCAGCAAGGGCUGGCAGUGUCCCCCAUGUUCAGAAGAUCUUCGCCGCGAGUGAUCCGGAGCUGGUGGGGGAAUUGGCUGCUCGUCAGAACCAGGACGGCGAAACCGCGCUGUACGUGUCUGCCGAGAAGGGGCACACUGAGGUUGUGAGUGAGAUACUGAAGUUUUGUGAUCUGCAGUCAGCAGGGCUCAAGGCUACUAACAGUUUCGAUGCGUUCCAUAUUGCGGCGAAGCAGGGCCAUCUGGAUGUUUUGAAGGAGCUCUUACAAGCAUUUCCAGCAUUAGCUAUGACAACAAAUUCCGUAAAUGCCACUGCUUUGGAUACUGCUGCCACUCAGGGCCAUAUUGAUAUUGUCAAUCUUCUGCUGGAAACAGAUGCAAGCCUAGCCAGAAUAGCUAGAAAUAAUGGCAAAACAGUUUUGCAUUCAGCAGCAAGAAUGGGUCAUGUGGAGGUGGUAACAGCAUUGUUAAAUAAAGAUCCAGGGAUUGGUUUUAGAACAGAUAAGAAAGGACAAACAGCACUGCACAUGGCUUCGAAAGGCCAAAAUGCUGAAAUUCUGCUUGAAUUGUUGAAGCCUGAUCUCUCAGUUAUCCAUGUGGAAGAUAACAAAGGGAACAGAGCAUUGCAUGUUGCAACUCGGAAGGGCAACACCGUUAUAGUCCAGACUCUAAUAUCAGUCAAAGAGAUCGUAAUCAAUGCAGUUAAUAGAGCAGGAGAGACUGCUUUUGCUAUUGCAGAGAAACUAGGUAAUGAAGAACUUUCUAACAUCCUGAGAGAGGUUGGUGGUGAAACUGCAAAAGAGCAAGUAAACCCUCCGAAUUCAGCAAAGCAGCUUAAGAAGACAGUUAGCGACAUUAGGCAUGACGUCCAAUCUGGGAUCAAGCAAACACGUCAGACCAAGAUGCAAUUCCAAAAAAUCAAGAAGAGGAUUCAAAAGCUUCACAUUGGUGGGCUAAACAAUGCCAUCAACUCCAAUACUGUUGUUGCGGUGCUUAUUGCCACAGUUGCCUUUGCAGCCAUAUUUACUAUCCCUGGUAAUUUUCUGGAAGAUAUGAAAGAUCCACAUGAUCCCAACAUGACCUUAGGGCAAGCAUUUGUAGCAAGCAAUCCGGCAUUUAUAAUCUUCUUGGUAUUUGAUGCCUUGGCUCUUUUUAUCUCGCUUGCCGUCGUCGUUGUCCAGACCUCUCUAAUUGUUGUUGAGCAGAAAGCCAAGAAGAAGAUGGUCUUUGUGAUGAACAAGCUGAUGUGGAUGGCAUGCCUUUGCAUCUCAGCAGCCUUCAUAGCACUAACAUAUGUCGUCGUGGGCCGUGAUGAUCGGUGGCUAGCUUGGUGUACAAUGGCAAUCGGCACCGCGAUCAUGCUGGCCACCCUUGGGUCCAUGUGCUACUGCAUUAUCGCUCACAGGAUGGAGGAGAAGAACAUGAAGAAGAUCAGGAGGUCAUCCACCAGCCAGUCGUGGUCCAUAUCAGUCGAUUCGGAUACAGAGCUACUGAACAACGAAUACAAGAAGAUCUAUGCACUUUAGGAUAACAAUAUAACCUGUGGUCGAGUCUUGUAUAUAUCGAAGCCCGUUUGCCUGAUGAAACUCCAUGGCAUUCAGCGGAGUUUGACUCACAAAGUAUAUUUAGGCCUAGAACAUGGCAGCUUUGUGCAACUGAAGCCUCCUUUUGUGUAGAGAAAGGAGGCCAUCCAUCUCACUGCAUUUGCUACUAUAUAGAUUCCAGGUGAUACUUUGAAGCAGCCACUUUUUUGUAGGCAUCAUAGGAGUAUUGGUAAAGCAGAAUGUACUCUUAAUGCUCACCAAUGUGUAUCUGUGGAUGAUGAUAAUGAAAAACCAUGCAAUUAUACUAGUAUAGAUAGUGGAAUAAACUGCCAUUUUCUGUCAAAGUUGUACUGUCACUGAUGCUGCUACAUGAGCUAAAAAUGAAAGUGAUGCAUGCUUACUGCA